Megalops cyprinoides (Indo-Pacific tarpon) is the source of this 1313-nucleotide messenger RNA. Its product is annotated as V-set and transmembrane domain-containing protein 5. NCBI's taxonomy places the organism in Eukaryota, Metazoa, Chordata, Actinopteri, Elopiformes, Megalopidae. The transcript has 4 exons. Gene Ontology annotation, biological process: filopodium assembly; positive regulation of excitatory synapse assembly. Gene Ontology annotation, cellular component: axon; dendrite; plasma membrane. The record is from RefSeq and is a predicted model, not a curated record. The coding region runs from base 138 to 740 and encodes 200 amino acids.
UGGCAGAGGCAUGCGUGGAGUCAGCCCAGGCAGUGCAGAACGGCGAGGGACGCGGGACGCGGCGACGGGACCGGAGAGAGGCACGGGAUGACCUGGUAGACGUUCCCCGCGGCUGGUUAAAUGGACCCAGGAUUCCAAUGUGGCCUCAGAGGGACGGGAACGCACACCUGACCAUUCUGCUCUGCGCUAUGCUCUCCGUGGGCUCGGGCUGCCUGGCCCAAGCAAUCACAAUAACGACUCCUGAAUACAGCCUUGUCAGAUCGGUGCAGGAAGAUGUGCUCAUCUCUGUGGACUUUGAAUGCCAUGGGACACCCACAAUCAAAUGGGCGUUCAUGUCAGCGAGGGAGAGGCGGAACAUUGUGGUCUGGCAGCCCGGACUUUCUGCCAAUGUCUCCGAGUAUUACCAGGACAGACUGCAGACACAUACCAAUGGAUCAAUAACAUUGCUUGACCUGCGUCUGACAGACUCAGGUUACUACGUGGUCACAGUGUCUGAACCAACUGGAAGCAGCAAGGACGCAGCCGUCAUCUUGAAGGUCGAAGAGGUCCUCUAUGAGGACUUGCAGUAUUUAGCUGUCUUCGCCACUGUCUUGGGGGCCAUGGCCGGGUUCCUCAUGGUCUCCAUGUGGCUACUUGACAAGGUUUACUGGAGAGUUAAGGAAUGGCGGCAAAGGAGUGAACUACCAGAAAAUGAAGAGACAGAGUUACAGUCUUUGCGAUCUACGGAUGAUCAACCCUGAAGACAAAUCCAAGCAAUUGUACACUGGAUCAUAAGAAAACACUAGUUAGUGAUUACAGGGAAUGAAGGAUCUAUAACAGACAAGAACCUCAGGAGCUAAAAACCCAUUCCACCGACCGCAUUCCCAAUAACACGCUUUGACUGGACUCACCAAAUCAAACAUCCUUUCCAAGAAGACUCUUCCACAAAUGGCAUUGACAGUCCAACGCACUCCAAAUACACCACGUUUACUGGACUUGCCCAAUCCACAACGUAUUCAUUCAACACAUCCAUUCCUUUGCACCUCAAUUUGGCAGAGGUAGCCAAGUCCAUGGAAGAACACAUGAAGCUGAUGAGAUCAUUACUGAACCUGUGUCAUAGCUGUGCAGAUCCACUGGUUUGUACAGUGUGCAGUGUGGCUAAUGCUGUGGGCUGGAUGGAUAAGCACUCCUGACAUUUAAGCAAUCAGUGGAUCUAUGCAGGCGCAAUGCAGACAACGUAAUUGAACAUAACCGUUUCAAAAGCUCAAAGAGGCUCUCAUGGCUGUUUUACAUUAUGUACAGUGUUACGUUCUUUUGUUAAUACUGUGAUGUUC